AAGAAAUGUUGUAUGAACUGGCUCGGGACGCAGCGUAGCUGUGGGGUGUGAGGAUCUGGGGGCGGGGCAAGGAGUUGGAAGGGGUGGAGAGAUUCCUGGAUUUGACUGUAGACUGCAAAGUCUUAGUCUGAAGAUUCACCUAGAUGUUCCCAAAAAAUUUGGGCAACACCGACCAUCCACGGGGGGGCUUCUUGAGGCCCCGCCUCUUCCCUCUUCCACGUCCUCCCCAUGCAGCUGGGCCCACUCCCUCCUGCACGCUCCCCCCCAACCAAUAGGACGGUUCUGGUCGUCAGCCGCUGUUGCCGGGACAACGGAGGCAUGCGCUCCACUUUGCCUGAGCAUUUUGAACUUGGUCUUGACUCUUCGGCGGUACCGAGAAAGAAAGGAGGGGAAAAAAGGUCUUUUAUGCACUGUGAAAAUGUUCAGCGCGGCACCGUCACCCCUCGGAGCCCCUGCGCCGCCCUCGCUCGAACCCUGCCAGCGCUGCCUUGGCUGAAAGCAGCCCGAGACCAAGCUCUGUCCGUCAUGUUUGAUGGGAUCAUGAUCCUCACGGUUCUCACGGUGCUCAUCUUGCCCACUUCUGCCGUGGAAGGGGGCGACGUCGAGCCAAGUCUCGGACCCCACGAGUGCGUGUGCGAAGGGCCGUCGUGUGCCGACGGCGGUCGCUGCCUCGGGCAACAGUGCUUCUCCUCGUUGACUCUAAGCGUCGGCAGACGUGUCGACCGGAAGGGCUGCGUCAAGGGCCGUGAGCGGGACGCGAUCUGCAAGGCGCCGCACUCCACCAACCGGGUGGCGGUCUGCUGUCGGGGUCACCUGUGCAACGCCAACCUGACCGCGGAAGCGCUGGAGAAAGCGGACGAGGAAGUGAAACCCACCCCCCGCGAAUACGAGUGCGUGUGUGAGGGCAGCUUGUGCGCCACCAUCGGCCGCUGCUUGGGCCAGCAGUGCUUCUCGUCGCUGACGCUGAGCGCCGGUGCGCGCGUCUACCAGAAAGGAUGCUUCCGGGUCUAUGAACAGGGCCGCAUGACCUGCAAGACGCCGCCGUCCCCCGACCAGGUGGUCGAGUGUUGCCAGGGUCACCUGUGCAACCUCAACGUGAGCGUGGAGCUACCUGUCCGAAAGGCGUCGAAAGGCGAUCCUGGUUACAGUGCCCCCACGUUGGCCGCGGCGGUCGUGGCCCCCGUCGUCGUCCUCAUUGUCUUGUCAACCCUCGCUACACUGGUGUUCCGGCGCAUCCAUCAAAAGCAGAUGGAGAGGCUGACGGCGCGGGAGGCCGAGUACAGCACCAUCGACGGCCUCAUCACCUCCAACGUGGGCGACAGCACGCUGGCGGACCUGCUGGAUCAAUCGUGUACAUCAGGCAGCGGUUCCGGAUUGCCCUUCCUGGUCCAGAGGACCGUCGCUCGACAAAUCACGCUCAACGAGUGUGUGGGAAAGGGACGCUAUGGCGAGGUGUGGAGGGGCCAGUGGCAGGGCGAGAACGUGGCCGUCAAGAUCUUCUCCUCCAGGGACGAGAAGUCCUGGUUCCGCGAGACGGAGAUCUACAACACAGUGCUGCUGCGGCACGAGAAUAUCCUGGGCUUCAUCGCCUCGGACAUGACGUCCCGCAACUCCAGCACGCAGCUGUGGCUCAUCACGCACUUCCAUGAACUGGGCUCCCUCUACGACUACCUGCAGCAGAGUACGCUGGAUGCUGCUGGCUGCCUGCGGAUGGCGCUCUCGGUUUCCAGUGGCCUGGCGCACCUCCACGUCGAGAUCUUCGGCACGCAGGGCAAACCCGCCAUCGCCCACCGCGACCUCAAGAGCAAGAACAUCCUUGUGAACAGGAAUGGGCAGUGCUGCAUCGCUGACCUGGGCCUGGCCGUGAUGCACUACCAGGACACCAACGAGCUGGACGUGGGCAACAAUCCCAAGGUGGGCACCAAACGCUACAUGGCGCCGGAGGUGCUGGACGACAGCAUCCAGGCCGACUGCUUCGAGUCCUACAAGAGGGUGGACAUCUGGGCGUUCGGCUUGGUGCUGUGGGAGAUCGCCAGGAGGACGGUCAGCAACGGCAUCGUGGAGGACUACAAACCGCCCUUCCACGACGUGGUUCCCAACGACCCGAGCUUCGAGGACAUGAAGAAGGUGGUGUGUAUAGACCAGCAGAGGCCCAACAUCCCCAACCGAUGGUUCUCGGACCCGACCCUCACGUCCAUCUCGAAGCUGAUGAAGGAGUGCUGGUACCAGAACCCGUCGGCCCGGCUGACCGCUCUGCGUAUCAAGAAGACGCUGACCAAGAUCAACAACUCGCUGGACAAGAGCAAAGUGGACUGCUGAGCUUCCAUGCGCUUUGGACGUGAGCGCCGGGAGGUUGUCGGCUCACGGGCCUUAUUGGGCAACCCUUAUUUAUUCUGAUCCCUCACUGGGAUAAAUGUUUUGGCAUCCAAAGAAGAUUGUUGAAACUCAGACAUUUUAGCUGAUGACCUUUUUUAUUUUUAAUUCUUUUUUUCUUUUUUAAAGCAAAUGAGAAUUUUACUAAUAGUCUCGUUCUUCAAAGAAGAAGAAAACGGCUGCCGGGAAGCAGGUGGUUUUGCCUUAGAACUGAACUACGACACAGCGCAACUUUGGAUCUGGGACUCAACGGAGUAUAUUUUGUAGCAAUACAGAUUUAUUAUUUUUAUUGCACUAGCGAUCUCCUCAUUUCUUGCUUGCACUGUUCAGCCGUUAGAGAAAACGUCCGGAAACGGCAUUUGUGUUGCGUCUCACUCGUGUCUGUAGUAUCUCCAGGAGGGUCUGUAGGUCGCUUAGGCAGCACCUCCAGCUGGCCCUGGGACUCCCGCAUCACCGAGCCGAGGAAUACGCGUCCUGUUUUUGAUUCUUCAUUGUAUGAGCUUUAAUGGGUAUGGAUGUUGGAUCCAAAGUCAAAGCCAGAAUGAUCGGAAGAAGCAAAGACUUGUGUGAGUGUGAGAGGAAUUCGUUCCUCGGAAGACCUGCUCUCGUCCCCCUGAAAUGCAUAUUGUAAAAUGGGAGUAUUGAUUCAUUCGAUAUUUUAUAUAUUCAUUAAUUUUUUUAUUGAUUAAAUGCAUAAAAUUGAACAUUAGAGCAGCUGGAUGUUUUUAGACUUGUUCUUUACCUUCCCGACACCUUUGUCCACGGAGUCGUAGGUUCAUUUUGUACGUUAAACUGUCCACGUGUGCUGGCUCCUCGCAUCAUCAGUGGUCAAGUUUGUGAAGAUAUGGACAUUUUUUCAGCUUAUUUAUUUGUCAUUUGCAUUUUGUUCGCCAGUCUGUUUUCUGAAAUUUCUGACCACCUCAAUCCAACUCGCUUCCACAGUGUUUACAGCUCCUGUCCGGUGUUCCUGAGUGUCGGUGAUCAGAAACAAGAUGAGAAACGUUGCAUGUGUUUAUAGGACGAAUCCUUCAACAAUAGGGCAUAAACAGGAAUUUGGAGAAGAAAUAUUUAUAUUUUCAGUCUUUUUAGAUGAGUUUUAAUUUUAAUGUAGUUUGA
Messenger RNA from Scleropages formosus (Asian bonytongue), 3489 nucleotides. Its product is annotated as activin receptor type-1-like. Gene Ontology annotation, molecular function: transmembrane receptor protein serine/threonine kinase activity; ATP binding. Gene Ontology annotation, cellular component: BMP receptor complex; plasma membrane. Bases 229 to 2319 code for a protein of 696 amino acids. Gene Ontology annotation, biological process: transforming growth factor beta receptor signaling pathway; protein phosphorylation; cellular response to growth factor stimulus. The transcript is spliced from 11 exons. Lineage: Eukaryota; Metazoa; Chordata; Actinopteri; Osteoglossiformes; Osteoglossidae. The record is from RefSeq and is a predicted model, not a curated record.